Messenger RNA from Fusarium coffeatum, 1329 nucleotides. RefSeq lists its product as uncharacterized. Gene Ontology annotation, molecular function: four-way junction DNA binding; ATP binding; ATP-dependent DNA damage sensor activity. The transcript has a single exon. NCBI's taxonomy places the organism in Eukaryota, Fungi, Ascomycota, Sordariomycetes, Hypocreales, Nectriaceae. Bases 1 to 1329 code for a protein of 442 amino acids. Gene Ontology annotation, cellular component: replication fork; Rad51C-XRCC3 complex. The record is from RefSeq and is a predicted model, not a curated record. Gene Ontology annotation, biological process: double-strand break repair via synthesis-dependent strand annealing; resolution of mitotic recombination intermediates; telomere maintenance via recombination.
AUGACAGACCUUCUCCAAAUCCUCCCCUCCUUUCCCCUUCGACCUUUCGCAGCUCUCAUCCCAACAAUUGAGCAAAAUGCGCUCUCGACAACAGAUCUUCUCACUCUUCAUCCUGCCGACAUCGCAAAACAGACGCGCCUCCCUAUUCUCGAUCUCAAGCGCCUCAUAGCUGCGAUACAAGCCUCUCUCUCCGACGAUCUCAGUGCGCAACAGCCGCUUCUGGAACCUGAACUUGAGCCUGGUUCUGUGCCGGAGAAGAAUGUUAUUAGCACUCUUGAUGAUGGUCUUGAUGCUGCGUUAAGGGGCGGCGUGCCUGUGGGGGUAGUGACUGAGUUCACCGGUGAGAGCGGCGCUGGAAAGACUCAGGCCUUAUUAUCUCUCUGUCUAGCCGUUCAACUUCCACCUCCUCAUGGUCUAGGUCGCGAGGCUCUCUACAUCUCAACAGAAGCCGCAAUGGCAACGAGUCGUCUUGCUCAAAUGCUCAAGCAUAAUCCUAUUAUACAGCAAUACGACGAAGAUGCUCGCCCUUCGCUCGACGCUAUCCACAGCGCCGUGACUCCGGACUUGGAAACACAAGACCACAUUCUCGCUUUCCAAGUCCCAGUUCUAUUAUCCCGUCACAAGAUAGGACUCAUCAUCCUCGACUCAGUGGCCGCCAACUACCGCGCCGAAUUCGAGCGCCAGGGUUCUCACGGCUCUAAUAUGGCCGCUCGAAGCGCUGAACUCGUCCGCCUCGGCGCUCUUCUCCGCGAUCUAGCUCGCAGGCAUAAUCUUGCCGUAGUGGUAGCCAACCAAGUCGCCGAUCGUUUCUCCUCCAGCUCAACACCACGACGCGCACCUCCUAGAAGCAGUGGUGUCGUCUACGAGAGUCCCCUUGCUUCACGUAGUAUGCCGCCCCCUUCAUCUACAAACCUCCCCGGUACACCCUCAUCAUCAUUACCUUUCGCUUUACAAGACCCCGAAGGCCCACCACCGCCUCCGGCAUUAAUGCUUGAUCAUCAGCAGCGCUGGUUCACAGGCUGGGGUGAUGAUCCUCACGCAUCUUACUCGCUCAAGACGCCCAGUUUGGGUCUCGUUUGGUCCACGCAGAUUGCCUGUCGGGUUGCGCUAUUCAAGCGACCUGUUUAUGGGCGCAUAAGACAAGCUGCGCCGAUAACUGCGGAGGAUGACUCUGACUUGGCGGCUCCAACGCUAAGAGGAUGGCGAAGAUGGAUGAAGGUUGUCUUUGCGCCACACGCACCCUCAACAGGCCAGGGGCUACAUGGAGCAGUUGAAUUCGAGGUUACGAUGGGGGGACUAAAGACUGUUCAAGCCCAAAAGAAGAAGUGA